CCCCUCUUUUAGUGGAGGGUGUUCAUAGUGAAAGAGGGCAGCAGGCCCCUUGGAAGAGGAGUGGGCCAUGCUGGCAGCCCGAGAAGCAGCAGCGCUCUACCAGACGGAUUUUGUGCGCAAUGCCAGGGCGGUGGGUGCGCUCUGGGCCGGCUGUACCCUUUGUUUUGGCAUCCUAGAAGUCGUGGUGCUGAUCCAGCCGGCAUGGGUGCAGACAGCACAGCUCACCUACCAGCUCCCCCCCUCAGGGGUCCUUUCUGACCCCAGUGUGAGUGCCGUAGGAUCCUUUGGGCUCUACCAAGUCUGCACGGAGCGUGAGGGUGCCCUCCAGUGUGAGGGGUCGCUGGUCACCCUGACACCCAUCCCAUCCUUCAAGGCAGCGGCAGUUUUUGUCCUGAUGGCCCUGGUUCUGGUGAUGGGCAGUGUGGCUUCCUUGGGCCUCUUCUGGGUCUGCAGCCCUGGGACCGUCUACAAGGUGUGUGCCUGGCAGCAGCUUUCGGCAGCAACUUGUCAGGCCCUUGGCUGCUUGGUUUUCCCAGAUGGAUGGGGAGCACCUGAGGUGAGGGCUCUUUGUGGGCCUCGAGCUAGGAGCUACACCCUGGGCACCUGCACAAUACACUGGGCCUUUACCCUCGCCUUGCUGGGCAUAGCUGAUGCUCUGGUACUGGCUACCCUUGCUUUUGUCUUGGGAAACCGGCAGGAUGCUCUGUUACCUGCAGGCUAUGCACCACCCUCAGGGGGAAGAGGUGUUACCUCAGCCCUGACUCCAGAUUGAGUCCUUUCCCUGCUCAUCUCCCCUCCCAGUGGACAUCCUUCAGAGUUGGACACUCACUUACCAAUGGAACCAUUUUCUUGCUGUGC
Molecule: messenger RNA, 858 nt
Organism: Rhineura floridana
Lineage: Eukaryota; Metazoa; Chordata; Lepidosauria; Squamata; Rhineuridae
Product: LHFPL tetraspan subfamily member 5 protein-like
Exons: 3
Coding region: 68-772 (234 amino acids)
Biological process (GO): sensory perception of sound
Cellular component (GO): plasma membrane
Source: RefSeq, a predicted model, not a curated record